AUGGCGGACGCAGCGCGAGUCGUAAAAGUUGGUUCACGCAAGAGUCAGGUAUGUUGGUAGACGCUUAAAAGUUAUUACUGUGGCAAUAAAUUCAUUUUUUAGGAGAUAAAUUUCUUAUUUGUGGCGUCUUAAGUCCAAAAACUCGAUGUGUUUGUCUUUGUACAGAGAUUCUGUAUGCUUGAAGUCAAACACUAUGAAGUUAAAAAUUCUUUCCGGUUUUAGAAAAUGUUUAAAUUGGGACAAGAUUCGAUCGAUCUCGUGAGUUUUACGCCUUAAAAAAAAUUUAAACAAAGAUAUUGAUGUAAAAAUGUGGCACUACAACGUCUAAUUAAGUGUAUUGGUUUCAACGUACGAUUUGAAGAUGUAUUCGCAACAGAUUUUAGUGUUGGGGAAGGGGGAUCGGUUAGGGUGUGGCGGGCUGUGAUGAAAAGAAAAGGGAAUAGCUUAUUUUCAAUGGUUGUAAGUGUACCUCGUAGCAUUAUUUUAAUGAACUAUACUGUUAGCCGUGUUUUUGUUUGAUUGAACAGAACAAGGCCAAUAUCUGGCCAUCUUGACCUCUUGUCAAUUUAAAUGUUAGUGGAUACUUAUCAGAAGGUAACCAACGUGGACUUUAUUUCAUGCAGUUUUUUUUAUUUACUUUUAUAAAGUUGGCUCUUAUUCAAACUAAUGUCAUUGUGGAUGAACUGAAGAAGCUUUGGCCAAACACUUCCUUUGAAAUUGGUGAGUUUUUUCUUUUUUUGUUUCAUCUACAUUUAUUGGGAAGUUUUAUCUUUGAAUUAAAUCAAGGUGUGAUCAGUUUGUUAAGUCUGUAUAUGAAGCUGACUCACAUGGCUUCUAGAACAUAGGAUAGUUUCUGCAGUGUCUGGAAUCACCUUUUUUCCUUUUCAAUCGUAAGCUGCAAUUCAAUUUUAAGUUACCCCUCAGAAUUUUUCAGGAUUCCCUGGAAGUUUUGCUAUGACCCAUUUUUUUCUCCUGGGAGGAGAAAGGUAAUGUGUUCUUUCCCAGGAAAACAGCACAAUGGCUCUGGCUCAAUCUUAAAGUUUUCCAUGCAGAGUCUAGUACUGUAACCAUUAGAAUUUAAUUUCUGUCUUUCUCCGUGCCCUAACAUUACCUCCAGUUAACCUUUUAACUUCUGCAGGUGACCAAGACAGAAUUUUUCCUUACAAUGUCAAUACAGCAUCAAGCAGACAAGAGAAGAGAAUAAAGAAAUAUUUCAAUUAAGGGACUAUUAGUUGAUCUAACACCAAAUUCUCCAAAUCAGCAUCAUAGGAAUUGUAUCGCAGACAGUAAGAAGAAUUACUAGUGAGAUUGUGAGAGUGAAAGGAUUAAGAGUUACUGACUCUUAACCCUUGACCCUUGGUUCAUCCUGCACACAAUGUGACCAAUUGAUGGUUGCUUUUACUUUGUUUCCCCUUAGUUUCCAUGUCUACCAUAGGAGAUAACAUCUUAGAAAAACCAUUACCCAAGGUUAGUGGUACAUGUAUAUGACUGAGACAUGAUUGUAUCAAUAUGUCAAAUAAGUAAUUCUGUGCUGCUUGUUUUAAUUAGAUAAAAGAUGACCAUACUAAUUUUAAAGUAGAACCCAGUCAUUCCUUAAUCCUUUAACUCCCAUGAGUGACCAAGACAGAAUUUCUCCUUACAUUUUCAUUACAACAUCAAGCAGACAAGUGAUAAGAAUUAGGAAAAAUAUCAACCAGAGGAUUACUAGUUGAUCCCAUACAAAAUUCUCCAAACUAACAUCAGAAAAAUCGUAUGGUAGACAGUGUGGAGAAUUACUAUUGUGAUCUGGGAGUGAAAGGGCUAAACCACCCUUACAAUUACCAAUGUUUUGCCAUAAGAAGGAAAACUCAUCUGAAAUUUUAUCUUACCUGAGACACCAUGACCCUGUGCUUGUUUCCAUUUUUUUUUUUGAUGCAACACUCUCUAAUUUUCCCAACCUCUCUCACUGUUGAAAUGGAACCAAGUAGUCACAGUCCUUAAAUAAAGGGGUCCUAUUCUUUUUUGACCUUCAUUUGAAUAAGGACACCAUAAAUUAUAAUUUUUGAUUAAAGAAAAUUAAAGUAAUUUAUUGAAAAACUCUCUUGUUCAGUUUCAAUAUUGUCAACAUGCCUACAUAUCUUAUAAUAUUACUGAAUUUUUUUAACCUUAGAUUGGAGAAAAAAGUGUAUUUACAAAGGAAUUAGAAGUUGCCCUGGCAAAUAAAAGGUAGGUACAUUUAGUGGUUCUACCCCAUAAAAUGAAUGUCUCCUACUUCCAAUCAUUAAACUCACUCCAAACUGAAAACAACUGUCACCUGGUUGAUGUUGCUUAACAUUUCCUCUUAUAGGCUUCAUGUAGUUUUAUUUCUGAUUGCAAAUUUUGAUUACUUUAUUUUAGUUUUAUAGAAGAACAAUUUCUCUUUUAAGGACUUCUUUUUGUUUGUUCUUAGUGUGGAUUUUGUAGUUCAUUCACUGAAGGAUCUCCCAUCCACUCUUCCACCAGGCAUGUUAAUUGGGGCUGUCUUCAGGUAAUGGUUUUAACCCUUUGAACCCUAAUAGUGACCAGCAUCUAAUUUCUCUUUACAUUAAUAUUAUUUUUUUCAUUCCUGAAUCACACAUUAAGGUCACAAGAAUAAAGGAAAUGAUCACCAACUAUAGAAGCUCUUGAUUGUUAAACAAAUUCUCCUUGCUAGCAUCUUAAGAAAUGUAUAGAGAACAGUAUGGAGAAUAUACAUACUGAUGUUAGGGUAUAAAGGGUGAUCAGUGGAAUAUAGUGUGAUUCUUUUCCAAUUUUAUAGCACAAAUUUGAUAUGAAAAGAUUACUCAGAAAUUAAGGGCCGGUUAUUUUAAUAAAAGUUUAGCCAUUGUUUAACAAAACCACAAUCUGAACUAUCUUGAAUUUAACUGAAUCUUUUAUCUGAACAUUAAUUUUUGUGAGCAGAGUCAAGAGGGCCAAAAGCUAGCAGUGGAAGGUCAUUAAUUUAAUGAAAACAUCCCUAUUAUAGGGAAUACCUAAGGCUCACUGCUUGCAUAAAACCGCAAUUUGGGUUAGACCUCGUGUAAAUAACCGGUUCUAAGAUUUUUAUCUGUGUCAGAUGAUUUAAUAUUUCUCUUUGCGUUUUAUCAGGCGAGACAGUCCUUAUGAUGUGGUUGUCUUUCAUCCUAAACACAAAGGUUCCAAUCUCGCUUCUUUACCCAAAGGGAGGUGAGAACUAACUUUGCGGUGUAAUUUUACUCAUAAAGAGUUAUAGACAUGUAUAAAAGAUAAUGUAUACUUACGGUACUUUCAAAAGUGUCCAUGUCUCACCCAUGAAGAGUCCUUUGAAAGGGUUAGGGUUUUUUUUCAGCUACGUGAUUUUCAAAUCUUUUUAAUUUCAUCCCUGGUCAUCUUUUCUUAUUUGUUUGCGAGUCUUUUUUUUUUUUUUUUCUGCCUUUCCGAAAUAAUAUUUUAUAGCAUUCCUUAUAUGUCUCAGAUUAACUAUGAUAUCACGCCUUUGAACAAACUUAGGACUAAUACUAUUUUCGAUUGUUGAUCAUAUACAGCUGUAUUCAUUUUCCCCCACAGUGUGAUUGGGACAAGCUCACUAAGGCGUAGUGCACAACUUAAAAGAGCUUUUCCUCAUUUGCUUAUUGAAGAUGUCGUAUCCUUUUGUGAAACUGGUCGUUAAAAAGAUUUUGGUUCGCCACGCGCGAGACAACUCGAUUAAGUAUAAAAAGACGCCUGAGUGCUAGGGUAAUUUGGUGUUAUCAACUGAGUUGAUAACGUAAAUUGCCCAUCGUUAAGGGUUUAAAAGCUGACAUUUCGAGCGUUAGACCUCCGUCAGAGCAAAAGGCCAACGCCCAAAACGCUCUCGCCCUGAUGAAGGGCUAACGCUCGAAACGUCAGCUUUUAAACUCUUUAUAGUGGCCAAUUUACGUUAUCAACCCAGCUGAUAAUACCAAAUUACCUUGUUAUACUCUGCCAUCGACGCUGCACCACAGUUUCUUUAGUUUCUUAAGAAACUAGCCCCCCUUAUUUGUCUGAGUGCUAGGAUUGUUGAAGCAUCAUGUGACCCUAACGAUUGUGCGGAAACACAGUCAUUGCAGAACCACCGAUCGCUGAGCUGAAGUGCUUUCGAUUGACUAUCGUGAAAAAAACCCAACUAAUGAUAACGAGGAGCCACUAACAAGUCAAAGUAGACAGAGCAAAUCGACGGAGUCGCGGAAGUAGGAGAGUGACCAAGUUGCGAGUUGUUAUUGGUCUUACCUUAAGAUCUGAUUGGUUGAGAAUGUGGCGCGAGUUUUCUAGACCAAUCACGGAGCUAAGUGAAGGAAAAUCAAUGGAGUCUUGGACUUUGCUCGAUACCCAUGCAAAACGAAAGGGUAGUUUUCACAUACGACGCGCUCGGAGUCGGAGUCGCAGAGUGAUACAAUCAAGUGAAAAUCAAACCGAUGGAAUCAGAAGAAAAAUAAACUGGAUUGUCGCAGUUGUAAGGCUUUGGAUGGCCUGAGAACUCGCAUUGUGAUCGGUUGAUUCUUCCACUUCCGCUUGCGAAUCAGCUUUCAAUGGAACAUAAGCGUCGAUGUCAGAAGCGGAAUCGGAAGAAAAUGAAACCGUCCUGAUUUUUACAACUCCGAUUCUGUAUAGCCUAUGACUCUCUUACGGCUAUGACUUUCGAUUUUCCAGUAGUCGGAAGCGCUCUUACGACUCCGACUACGAUCCCGACUUUGUCUACGAUUCCGACUCCGACUCCGUCACCAGUAUAGAGCGGCUUUAAGAGAACUUCAAGUGUGAUUAAGAUACUUUUAGAUAAUCGAAAGAGAACCUAUAAAAUUCUUUGAUACUUUUUACAAGCGAGUUAAAUGUCCUUAACAACGUGUUUUCCAAUGAUCAGCGUGGAAAUCUGAACACUAGACUCAGCAAACUUGAUGCUGGUGAUAAAUAUGACGCUCUCAUCUUGGCAGCUGCAGGAAUGGACCGCAUGGGUUGGGCGGAACGUAUUGAGCAGGUCAGAUUCAUUCCUGAUCUCGUCUAGCAAAUGCUGCAUUAAUUUAGCUUGCCUACGAGCGAGCAAACAUUCGUUAUUAGAGCUGCGACACGAGAAUGAAUAAAUUGAUCUUCGCGACUGUGGUACUAGCGUCUUGCAAUUCUGAUAGAGAGAGCCUACUUGCAAUGUCUUGUUAUGUCUGUGUUGUUGCUGUUAUUGUUGUUGUUGUUGUUUUUUUUUUUAUGGGCCUAACACAGCAAUUUGUUUGUUGUUUUUUGGAAAAGUCUGUUGAUAAAAAGGAAUGUAUGGUUUUCGUUUAAAGUUUUUUGAAGGGGUAUUUUCCUGUUUUCAUGACAAUUCGUUUUUUCCACAGGUUCUUGGUCCUGAUGAGUGCUUGUAUGCUGUAGGACAGGUUGGUUACGAAAGUGUUUACAUCAGCGCAUUCUCGAGUUCAGCGGGCCUCGAUAAGUUUUCUUGCGAAACAAAUGGCCAGUUUGAUCUUGGUGAAGAUACCGAGGCUUAGUUACGUUAUUAGUGUGGAAUAUUUAAGAGUCAAAUAUUAGUUUUGGCAAAAGGGAAUUUCAAGUGCUUGUCAUUUCACAGUAGGUUAGCUAUCCUUAUCGAACUUUUGUACUUAAGUAACCUUUUCAAAUUACCUUACAGCUUUUGCUGCAAACACUAAGUACUAACAAUUUAUUUGGGGUUUAGGAACAGUUUUUGCGUAUUGUGAGUUUUCUUGUGUGACUGUGUAGGCUGUUCUAUCAAACAGUGAGUUCCAAAUGUGUAACCAACCGCGCCUCAUUUGAUUGCAACUUUUCGCCCUUGAAUCCUUGUACUUGAUUUCACCUUGAGUUAUAAUAGAGCAAUUUUCAAUUGAGUGUCAAAUGCUAUCCGAGAUUAUAUUGGUUUUGCGUUUUUUUUUCUUUUUGUUCUUCGCUCUGUGAUUGGUCCAGAAAACUCGCACUACUCUCUCAACCAAUCAGAUGCGAAACUAAAACCACUUACGACUUGGUCGCCCUCAUUUUCCCGCGCUUUAGGCAGUUUGGUCGUGUUUACGUAGGUGGUUUCUUCUCUUCUGAUUGGCUCUUUUGAUCACUUUGGUUUUGGUUUUAACCUUGUUCUGAUUGUUUCUUUGUGACUUAAGAUUCUUUACUAUCUGGCAUUGAUGAAUUUGUCUUAUUUCCAGGGAGCCCUAGCAGUUGAAGUUAAUCUUGACGAUAAACAAACCAUUGAAUUAGUGUCUAAACUGAUCGAUAGAGACACCAGUAUCUGUUGUGCUGCUGAGAGAAACUUCUUGAGGACUUUGGUUAGUAAUAUGAUCUUAUUGACGUCGUAGGACGUUGUGGUGAUGGUUUCUAAAUUAUCUCUCCCAUAGUUGGAGUCAUAAUUAUAGUUUGUAAAUUCAACUUGGUAAACUGCUUUGGUUUGCUUCCCAUGUAGGAGGGAGGAUGCAGCGUUCCCAUUGGAAUAACCUCCAGCCUGGAUGGCAAUCAGGUGCGGUAUUGCAAAUCGAUUAAUUAAUCAGGCAAUCAAUCAAUCAAUCAAUCAAUCAACCAGUCAGUCAGUCAGUCGGUCAGUCAGCAAAUCGGUCAAUCAAUCAAUCAACCCAUUAAUUGAUCGAUUCAUCAAUCAAUCAAUCGAUCGAUCGAUCGAUCGACCCGUCAAUUAAUCUUUCCAUUGAUCAGUCAAUCAGUAGAUAAAUCCAUCAUUCAAUGGUCUCUUUAUUAAUAAUUAAGUCAAUCAAUCAACCAGUCACUUAUUUUAACAGUCCAUCAAUCGAUCAAUCAGUUACUAAACUUGGUUAGUAUAUACCAAAACAGUGGAUAGCGUCGAAGGCGCGCCCUGAUUACCUACUCAAACUCCGCAUUUAUCUUUUGCCAUUCACCUCCGAGCAGCGCUUACGGGAUCUGCGCCCGAAAAUAUUGUAAUCGUAGCAGGAAUAAAUGAGUUUAAAUCAUCUUUUUGUGCAAUAUUAUCUCACUGUUGUAGUAUAUACUGAAAAUUUUAUUUCAUUCCAGUGUCGGUUUUACCAGUGGCUCUAACCACCUCCACUUCGGAGGAUAGUUGUCAAUUUUUUACUCAGUAGGAAUAACUGUAUUAAAAAUCGCGAAUGACGAUAACUAAAUUUAAAUAAGAAGAGCCCCACUGCUUUUCCCUAGUCCCCCCUCCCAUCCCAACUUCUCUAUUCGCGAUGAAGAAACUUAACCCUCUUUGUGUGAUUUUAGUUAACCAUGACAGGUGCUGUGUUUAGCUUGGACGGAACAGAAUGUCUCAAGGAGACUGUGACGGGAACCCUCCCAGACCCUUCAGUCCAGGAUGGUAGCUGCCCUCAUGCCAUACUCACCCAGUCGAGUAUUUAUGUCCCAACGGGAAUGCGUGACAUCACUGUAACAGCUGAAAAACUGGGCGGGACGUUAGCGCAGGCCUUAAUCGCCAGAGGAGCUGAGGAAGUACUGCGUAAGGCUAGAGAAGGAAAGGACCUCGUGCAACAAUGACAGAAUGGAGCGCAAAUAGACGAUUUUUUCUUGAAAAUUCGUAUGAAUGUCGUUAUCUUAGCCACUGCGCACCCACCCCUCCCCUAACUCAACAUUAGCCUGGACUUGUUAUCGGUUGACUGUUGUUGGGUUAGUGGAGGUGUACGUACACAGUGGAUCUGAAGCUAACGUUGUUCCGAAAAUUCUUACAUUCAAGUGCUGAUUAAAUCGAUCAAAAUUUCGGGUGUAAUUUUGACAAAAUGGAAUGGGAUUUUUUUGGGGCUUUUAAUUUACUUUCGUCACGCAGUCAUUUCCUUCCCCUCACGAAAUGUUUGUCCGAGUGAGCAUUAAUAUGCAUGUUUUAGUAGAUGGGCAACGAGAAUAAAAUAUUUUUUAUUCAAUUUCCUUGCAUUUGGUUGUCUUCCUCUGUUUGGUCUUCCAUCAGAGGUGAGGUGUAAUUCUCUCUUUCAACACGAC
Pocillopora meandrina is the source of this 7896-nucleotide messenger RNA. The record is from the annotation of a GenBank genome assembly. NCBI's taxonomy places the organism in Eukaryota, Metazoa, Cnidaria, Anthozoa, Scleractinia, Pocilloporidae.